AUGGAGCAUGAAGAAUCGCACCGUUUUCCAAGGAAAAAGCGAAGGACUCGCCUCUGCCUAAUCAUGGGUCUAUGUGCAGUAUUUUCACUGGUCGUUAUCCUCGCUAUUUCUCUGGGAGUAGCGCUCAGUCACAGACUGUCCAGCCCAUCGAGUGAAAGCCUAAAAAAAACUAUUAUUGACAAAUGUGAAGCAUUUAUACAGAACAACAAAUCUUCAAGGUGAGACACUUUUAUUUGAUUUAUUUUGCAUAUUUAUUUAUAUUUUUAGCAUAUUGUUAAAAGUAACUCAAACUUCAGGUUAACUAAUUUUGCAGCAGUUUAUUCAAUUUCCAUUGCCAUAGUUGAAUAUAAUUAAAUGUAGACUCAAGUGUAUUCAUGAUGUAGCCUCCCUGUCUGUAUGUGAACCUGCAUUGCUUAAUGGCACAGGUGGUUGUGCAUUUACCCUUGUAACAACAGGGUGGCUAGCUUGUUUAAGGUCUGCUCUGAUACUCUCUCACGGUUACCCCUCUUCCUAUAAUACACAUCAAGACAGCUUAACACAAUGAGCGAACAGUUAAAACAGUUUAGUUUUCUCCUAUUCAAUAACCGUUUCACAGGGAGCUAUUCCUUCCUCAAUCAAUGAUUGGCCAUAUUUUUAUUUCUAGAUAAUGCUGUAAUACUAUUCUUGAUAAUUCCUGUGAUUGUUCCAGUGCAAAUGACUGUCAAAAGAUAUGGAGUGCAUUUGAGCAAGCAUUCGUGGGGAAGGACCCAUGUAAUGUACCGAUGGAGGCCUAUGACCUCCUUAUCCAUACUGUGAUCCAGGAUCCUGUCUGUAACAGGGUGAGAUACUCACACACGCUCGCUCACACAUGCACACACACACCACUCAAAUAUAUUCAUAUGUUUUGUUUCAUUGACAGCUGCAAGUAAAACAUUUUUAACUUUUUUUUACAUUUCAUUGCACCACCAGAUGUUGUUCUGGAGCAAAACCAAGAAAAUAGUGCAUGACUUCACAGAGAAGACAGAUUGCUUCCUGACCCUUGAGGACACACUAGUCGGCUUCGUCAUGAAUGGACUGACCUGGUGUGGCAAGGAGGAGAGCAACGGUAAGGCUCAAAUGGAGCUACAUACCAUCAGUCUGUACAUAACACAGUGAUAGCCAUAAACAUGUCAAGUAUAUUGUGCUAUGUCAGAUCUACCGGUCAAAAGUUUUAGAACACCUACUCAUUCAAGGGUUUUUCUUUAUUUUUACUAUUUUCUACAUUGUAGAAUAAUAGUGAAGACAUCCAAACUAUGAAAUAACACAAGGAAUCAUGUAGUAACCAAAAAAGUGUUAAACAAAUAAAACAAUUUUUUAUAUUUGAGAUUCUUCAAAUAGCCACCCUUUGCCUUGAUGACAGCUUUGCACACUCUUGGCAUUCUCUCAACCAGCUUCAUGAGGUAGUCACCUGGAAUGCAUUUCAAUUAACAGGUGUGCUUUGUUAAUUUGUGGAAUUUCUUUCCUUCUUAAUGCGUUUGAGCCAGUCAGUUGUGUUGUGACAAGGUAGGGGUGGUAUACAGAAGAUAGCCCUAUUUGGUAAAAGACCAAGUCCAUAUUAUGGCAAGAACAGCUCAAAUAAGCAAAGAGAAAUGACAGUCCAUCAUUACUUUAAGACAUAAAGGUCAGUCAUUACGGAAAAUGUCAAGAACUUUUAACGUUUCUUCAAGUGCAGUCGCAAAAACCAUCAAACGCUAUGAUGAAACUGGCUCUCAUGAGGACCACCACAGGAAUGGAAGACCCAGAGUUACUUCUCCUGCAGAGGAUAAGUUCAUUAGAGUUUACCAGCCUCUGAAAUGGCAGCCAAAAUAAAUGCUUCACAGAGUUCAAGUAACAGACAUCUCAACAUCAACUGUUCUGUGUGAAUCAGGCCUUCAUGCUUGAAUUGCUGCAAAGAAACCACUACUAAAGGACACCAAUCAGAAGAGACUUGCUUGGGCCAAGAAACACGGUCUGGAGUCCAAAUUGUAGAUUUUUGGUUCCAACCACCGUGUCUUUGUGAGAUGCAGAGUAUGUGAACGGAUGAUCUCCGCAUGUGUGGUUCCCACCGUGAAGUAUGGAGGAAGUGUGAUGGUGUGGUGGUGCUUUGCUGGUGACGCUGUCAGUGAUUUAUUUAAAAUUCAAGGCACACUUAACCAGCAUGGCUACCACAGUAUUCUGCAGCGAUACGCCAUCCCAUCUAGUUUUUCAACAGGACAAUGACCCAACACACCUCCAGGCUGUGUAAGGGCUAUUUGACCAAGAAGGAGAGUGAUGGAGUGCUGCAUUAGAUGACCUGGCCUCCACAAUCACCUUACCUCAACCAAAUUGAGAUGGUUUGGGAUGAGUCGGACCGCAGAGUGAAGGAAAAGCAACCAACAAGUGCUCAGCAUAUGUGGGAACUCCUUCAAGACCGUUGGAAAAGCAUUCCAGGUGAAGCUGGUUGAGAGAAUGCCAAAAGUGUGCAAAGGUGUCAUCAAGGCAAAGGGUGGCUAUUUGAAGAAUCUCAAAUAUAAAAUAUUUUUUGGUUACUACCUGAUUCUAUAUGUGUUAUUUCAUAGUUUAUGUCUUCACUAUUAUUCUAUAAUGUAGAAAAUAGUAAAAAUAAAGAAAACCCCUUGAAUGAGUAGGUGUUCUAAAACUUAUGACCGGUAGUGUACAGUGGGGGGAAAAAGUAUUUAGUCAGCCACCAAUUGUGCAAGUUCUCCCACUUAAAAAGAUGAGAGGCCUGUAAUUUUCAUCAUAGGUACACGUCAACUAUGACAGACAAAUUGAGAAUUUUCUUCUCCAGAAAAUCACAUAAGUAUUUGGUCACCUACAAACAAGCAAGAUUUCUGGCUCUCACAGACCUGUAACUUCUUCUUUAAGAGGCUCCUCUGUCCUCCACUCGUUACAUGUAUUAAUGGCACCUGUUUGAACUUGUUAUCAGUAUAAAAGACACCUGUCCACAACCUCAAACAGUCACACUCCAAACUCCACUAUGGCCAAGACCAAAGAGCUGUCAAAGGACACCAGAAACAAAAUUGUAGACCUGCACCAGGCUGGGAAGACUGAAUCUGCAAUAGGUAAGCAGCUUGGUUUGAAGAAAUCAACUGUGGGAGCAAUUAUUAGGAAAUGGAAGACAUACAAGACCACUGAUAAUCUCCCUCGAUCUGGGGCUCCACGCAAGAUCUCACCCCGUGGGGUCAAAAUGAUCACAAGAACGGUGAGCAAAAAUCCCAGAACCACACGGGGGGACCUAGUGAAUGACCUGCAGAGAGCUGGGAACAAAGUAACAAAGCCUACCAUCAGUAACACACUACGCCGCCAGGGACUCAAAUCCUGCAGUGCCAGACGUGUCCCCCUGCUUAAGCCAGUACAUGUCCAGGCCCGUCUGCAGUUUUGCUAGAGUGCAUUUGGAUGAUCCAGAAGAGGAUUGGGAGAAUGUCAUAUGGUCAGAUAAAACCAAAAUAGAACUUUUUGGUAAAAACUCAACUCGUCGUGUUUGGAGGACAAAGAAUGCUGAGUUGCAUCCAAAGAACACCAUACCUACUGUGAAGCAUGGGGGUGGAAACAUCAUGCUUUGGGGCUGUCUUUCUGCAAAGGGACCAGGACGACUGAUCCGUAUAAAGGAAAGAAUGAAUGGGGCCAUGUAUCGUGAGAUUUUGAGUGAAAACCUCCUUCCAUCAGCAAGGGCAUUGAAGAUGAAACGUGGCUGGGUCUUUCAGCAUGGCAAUGAUCCCAAACACACCGCCCGGGCAACGAAGGAGUGGCUUUCUUAAGAAGCAUUUCAAGGUCCUGGAGUGGCCUAGCCAGUCUCCAGAUCUCAACCCCAUAGAAAAUCUUUGGAGGGAGUUGAAAGUCCGUGUUGCCCAGCGACAGCCCCAAAACAUCACUGCUCUAGAGGAGAUCUGCAUGGAGGAAUGGGCCAAAAUACCAGCAACAGUGUGUGAAAACCUUGUGAAGACUUACAGAAAACGUUUGACCUGUGUCAUUGCCAACAAAGGGUAUAUAACAAAGUAUUGAGAAACUUUUGUUAUUGACCAAAUACUUAUUUUCCACCAUAAUUUGCAAAUAAAUUCAUUGUGAUCCUACAAAAAUCCUACAAAUAGUUGACGUGUACCUAUGAUGAAAAUUACAGGCCUCUCUCAUCUUUUUAAGUGGGAGAACUUGCACAAUUGGUGGCUGACUAAACUUUUUUUCCCCACUGUAUGUGUAAUCAAAGAAAUGACAGCUAAUAGACCAUACAUGUACAGUAUAAACCACUAAUUUACUGGUUGUUUUAGGAUGCAUCCCAAAUGGCAAUCUAUUCCAUGUAUAGUGCACACCUCCACUCCCCUCUGUAAGUAUUUGGACAGUGAAGCAAAAUUAUUAAAUUUGGCUGUAUACUCCAGCAUUUUGGAUUUGAGAUCAAAUGUUUCAUAUGAGGCGAAGGUACAGAAUGUUACCUUUUAUUAGAGGGUAUUUUCAUACAUUUCUGUUUUACCUAGGCCCCUCAUUUGAAGAAGUCAUAAGUAUUUGGACAAAUUCCCUUAGGAUAUUAAAGUAGUCAAAAGUUUCGUAUUUGGUCCCAUAUUCCUAGCACGCAAUGACUACAUCAAGCUUGUGACUCUACAAACUCGUUGGAUGCAUUUGCGGUUUGUUUUGGUUGUGUUUUGGGUUAAGUUUUACCCAAUAUGAACUGAAUGGUGGAUGAUGAGUGGAGUAAUUUUCCUUCUAAGUGAGUAUAUCAGAUGUUUUUGACCACUUCUAAAUGUAUCCUGAUAAUACCACGAUCAAGAAAAAUCAUGAAUGAAUAAUGAUUAUUGAGAAAGUUACAGAGGCUACAACAAAACAUGCUAACCUCUCAACAUUACAAAUAACAGAGGUUAGCCUUUUUGGGGGGGUAUACAUUUACAUUUACAUUUUAGUCAUUUAGCAGACGCUCUUAUCCAGAGCGACUUACAGGAGCAAUUAGGGUUAAGUGCCUUGCUCAAGGGCACAUCGACAGAUUUUUCACCUAGUCGGCUCGGGGAUUAGAACCAGCGACCUUUCGGUUACUGGCACAACGCUCUUAACCACUAAGCUACCUGCCGCCCCAUGAUCUUUGUCCCUCUAACAUUCUCACUCAUCAUUAUUCACAAUCGGCUUCCUAUUUCGCAACAAAGCCUCCUUCACUCAUGCUGCCAAACAUGCCCUCGUAAAACGGACUAUCCUACCGAUCCUUGACUUCGGUGAUGUCAUUUACAAAAUAGCCUCCAACAUUCUACUCAGCAAAUUGGAUGUAGUCUAUCACAGUGCCAUCCGUUUUGUCACCAAAGCCCUAUAUACUACCCACCAAUGUGACCAGUAUGCUCUCGUUGGCUGGCCCUCACUACAUAUUCGUCGCCAAUCCCACUGGCUCCAGGUCAUCUAUAAAUCUCUGCUAGGCAAAUCCCUGCCUUAUCUUAGCUCAUUGGUCACCAUAGCAACACCCACCUGUAGUAUGCGCUCCAGCAGGUAUAUCUCACUGGUCAUCCUCAAAGCCAACACCUCCUUUGGCCGCCAUUCCUUCCAGUUCUCUGCUGCUAAUGACUGGAACGAACUGCAAAAAUCUCUGAAGCUGGAGACUCUUAUCUCUCUCACUAACUUUAAGCAUCAGUUGUCAGAGCAGCUUACCAAUCACUGCAACUGUACACAGCCCAUCUGUCAUUAGCCCACCCAACUACCUCAUCCCCAUAUUGUUAUUUAUUUUGCUAAUUUGCACCCCAGUAUCUCUAUUUGCACAUCAUCUUCUGCACAUCUAUCACUCCAGUGUUAAUACUAAAUUGUAAUUAUUUUGCACUAUGGCCUAUUUAUUGCCUUACCUCCAUAACUUACUACAUUUGCACACACUGUAUUUAGAUUUUCUAUUGUGUUAUUGACUGUAUGUUUUAUUUAUCCCAUGUGUAACUGUGUUGUUGUUUUUAUCGCACUGCUUUGCUUUAUCUUGGCCAGGUCGCAGUUGUAAAUGAGAACAUGUUCUCAACUGGCCUAUCUGGUUAAAUAUAGCAUCCACAUUACUGUAGAAGUGUUCAGAAACAUUAUAUUCUUACAAUAAAAGUGACUGUAAAACAGAUAUUAUGAAAAUACUCUCAAAUAAAAGGUGACAUUCUGUAUUGUUGCCUCAUAUGAAACAUUUUAUCUCAAUUCCAAAAUGCUGGAGUAUAGAGACAAAAUUUUAGCUUCACUGUCCAAAUACAUGCGGAGGGGAGUGUUUAUAGUGCAAUACUUUUGACCAGAGCCCUAUAUAGGGAUUAUGGUGCCAUUUGGGAUGUGCCCUUACUAUACAUCUGACCAUGAUAAAGUACAGUAUAGCUCAUGACGUGGGUCAGAGCCAGAGGGCCUCAGCAGGUCCUCUGGCCAAAGGCUAAUGUGAUGGAACAGCCUAGGAUGAUCCAGUUUGCUUCCGUCACUACAUUAUGUAAAUACAGUAUGGAGAAACAAGCAAACAAUUAUGAAGUUCCUUGAAAUUUGUGCUGUCAGAAAACGUUUCCUUGUAGUGCCUGCAUCAUUCAGGCACUAAAUGAGAACUUGUUCUCAACUGGCUUACCUGGUUAAAUAAAGGUGAAAUAAAAUAAAUAAAUAAAAAUUCCUUCCUUGUGUGGCUGUCUGCUUUCUCAGAAACGUUCACCACAGGGUGCCCAGGCUGGACAGACUGUGUCAACAACACAGUUCGUUCAUUCUGGAAUCGGGCCUCAGCAGCGGUAAGUUCUUUUCAGACUGUUAUUGAGCCUGCUAUGGCCAAGGUGCUUUGAAAUCUUACACCUACCAGCCAUGAAUACAAAACGCAUGGAACAAAAUGUACUGAUAUGAAUUAGAUAGCCAGAAACCAAUCCAAAUUCAAUCUGUGAUUGGGAGCAGAGGAAAGGGUUUCACAGUCUUAACUGUUCAUCAAUAGGCCUUUGUGUCUGUCUCCAUGGGAACACAUUUCUUAGCUCUCUCCUGAUUGGACAAUGUCAUACAUGGCGAUGGGAUGCAGGCUACAAACUUUCAAGCAGUUACACUUUGGAAUUCAGGACAGUACAACAAAUGUUUGUGUUGAAUUUGCUAUUUAUAGACAGUCAAGUUCACAAUAUAAUUUCAGACUAGAUUAGUGUAGGUGUGGGGGUAGUAUUUGUUGUUUUUCAAAAUCUGUGAGUUAUGAGGGGUGCACAAUACGAGUCAGCGGUGGGAGUGAGUUACCUGUUAAAAAUGAGUAGGAUGCACUGGAAAUGUACUGGAAAUCUAAGCUUGUUGUUUCCAACUGAUUUUGCAAUUCAGAUGUUAUUUUUCUUCACUGUGGGUGUUACUUUCUUUCCCUGGUAGUUUGCAGAUGCCGCAUGUGGUGAUGUCACAGCCAUGCUGAAUGGAUCUAUUGCCACUCCUUUCAGCCCCACCAGGUAAGAUGCAAUGACUGGGUCCUGAGGAGGCUAUUAUGGAUGUGUCCUAAAUGGCAACCUAUUCUCUAUAAAGUACACAACUUUUGACCAAAGUAUAGGGAAUGGGCCCUAUUCAAAAGUAGUGCACUAUAUAGGGAAUAGGGUGUCAUUUCAGACACAUUUAUGUGUUUGGCCUAGCCCGUCUCCAAUAAUAACUCAGCACAAAAAUGUGAUAGUCUUAUCAAGUUUGUCUGUGCAAUGGAAUGUGUUAUUUCAACUGAAUGGUGACAUUCUCUGCUCUGGAAAAAUAAUUAUACUCACAGAUAGGGCUGUGGAAGUCCUGCAAUUUUGGCAGCCGGUGAAUGUCAAGCAAAUAACUGCCGGUGUCACGGUAAUUUACCGUUAAUGAACAUAAACACAUUUCGCAUAGCCUACAAGCCACUGAUGCAGACCUUUGGAACAUCUACAUUUAAAAAAAGUCUAAUAAAACCAUCAUAAUAAAUCCAUUAUUUAUUUUAGACAGGUCUAAAGAACAGAAUAGCAUACUGAGUUGUCUUGAUGUAAGGCCCUGAUCUGGCUAUGCCAUAUGGCUGUGGGCUACACUAGUUCAGUUAGCAGACAAGAUUUGCUUAGAAUUCCGUGGCAUUAUUUUAUAGUAUGAAGAAUACAAUUGAACAGAGCUGAAUAAAAUAGAAAGGAUAUAUAUGUUCUCCAAAGUAUUUGAGGGAGUGCACACAUGCGGCUAUUCUGUGUUGAGCGGUUAACAAAGAAACAGGUACUCUUAUAUGCUUAAUUUCAAGUUAUUUAUGUAACUUUAGUUGUGAUACAAACUUUGGGCUAUAUGUUUUGAUUUUUAAUACAUUCUAAGGCUGCAUGAUGAGACUAAUGAUGAUUUGAAAAAAGUUGCAUGAAAGGCAUGUGCUCUGCUUUGUUUUUUUGCACAGGCUGUACACACUUCAUCAGUUUCUCAUUCACAAUUUGACAAGCACUUAAUAAGGACUCGAAUUUCCAGGCGACAUCCCCUUUGUGUGGCCAUAAUGCCCCCUAAAAAAAAACCAUGCCUUUUGCGGCCAGUGGCCGUUGUGCCCUUGGAUAAUAAUUAUAAUUCCCUUCUCCCGGCUGGGCGCACUGAAGCACCUCUCACUCACAUGGCUGUCCGUCACAUGAUCAGGUCUUUCUCACAGGCUACAAGUGCAGACACAUCGGGGACGCAACUGCGUGAGUCCUUAUCCAAUUCCAAGGCACAUAUUGAAGAUAUUGGAAGAACUGUCCACUUUUCGUCAGCCAAUAAGAUUAGUAGGCCUAACAAACAGCAAAAGCACUAGCCUAUGUCAAUCUACUAUCCCCCAUAGUACAAAAGUUGACCUAUUCUGUGCGAGAAAUAAAUAUUCCAAACAUAGUCUGGGACAGUUGUGGGAUUCGAUAGAUCCCAAAGUAAUACAACCACUAGCAUCAAAAAAACAUUUUUUAAGUAAUGAGGCUGACGCAACAGAUCAGAAUGUUUAGCUUAAAAUGUUGAUAAACUAUUAGGCUAUUUCUUCACAUUAUAAGCACAGCAAUGCGCACACGGCAGUAGGCUAUAAGCGUGAAUGUUCCAUUAGCAGGAAAACACCAUUCUCAGAAGUGACUGCAAAUGUGAUUAUGCAUGUAUGCUUUUAUUAUAAAGGUGCAUUUUAUGGUGAAAAUGAUCUUCCCCAAACUUGAAACUCACACGCUGCAUAAGUAUGCCAGGUAGGCUCUACACCCGUUGUAAAGCGGAUUCAUGUGCUUAAUUUUAAGAAGUUAUUUGGCCACUUUAGUUGUGAUACAAACAUUGGGUUAUAUGUUUUGAUUUUUAAUACAUUCUAAGGCUGCAUGAUGCGACUCUAAUGAUGAUUUGAAAAAAGUUGCAUGAAAGGCAUGAGCUCUGCUUUGUCUUUUGCAUGGGCUGUUCACACUUCAUCAGUCUCUCAUUCACAAUUUGACAAGCACCUGAUAAUGCCUUGAAUUUCCAGGGGCAAAUAUAUCAUUCACAAGUGAUAGGCUAAUAUUGUCACCCAUCAGACUAUUCUUGAUUUAAUCUUGUCUUUACAUAUACUAAAUAAUAUAUGCGUGCAUUUUUAUUUAUUUAGAAUGGACCAUUAUUAUGCACUUGUCUCAAACAGGUGCAGGGGGGAAAAAUACAUGUCAUCUAUGCACUUAAAUAGCGAAUGGAGGACGCUAUUCCAAUGGUUCAUUUUCCUGCCAUCCUGUUGUAAGGAGAAGCAAUGUGCUUAAUAUUAGGAAAGUUGAGUAAUAAAUAUAGCAGGCCUAGCCUAUAGAAAGCUGAUGGGACCCUCCUCUUUUUAAUAGAGGCCAUCGCUCUGUUUUUCUCACGCAAUUGCAUACCUAUAGAAAUGUUGCACAACAUGAGCUCAUAGGCUCUCAUGAAGUGUUUGAUUAGAUUUUCGAUUACAUUUGCAUUGAUGUCAGUGAUUAGAGGGACAAUAGAGUGCUGAGUACCAGGCAGUUAGCACAUUUGGUAGGCUACUAAUGACCAUCAGCAGCAUCAGAGCUUGGAGAAGCCUAAUCACUGUGACUAAACUGUCAUGUGGAAUUUGACUGCCAUCAGUAAUACGGUCACCUUAACAGCCCUACUCACAGACAACCAAGCAAAAACAUCCUUUUACCACAGCUGCCAUUUCCACCUAAAUGUAGAACCCCUCUAUUGCCACAACACUACGUAUAUUAUUAGCAGACUGUUGUGUUUUUGUUUGCUUAAGCAAUAGUGCACCUACAUAGUUGAUUGAUUUAAUGUAAAUCAUGAUCUUUACACAUUUCUAUGUUUGUCUUUUAUGUGAAGUAUUUUUGCCACCAUCGAGGUGAAAAGGUUCAAAGCUGCCAAAAUGAAGAGCCUGAGUGUUGUCCUGGUGACCAAGGAGAAUGAGGGGUGAGCUUUUUGUCCAGACAAACUGACAUAUGUCUACUGUGUGUGUGUGUGUGUGUGUGUGUGUGUGUGUGUGUUUCUUUCUGUCAUAGUUGAUUUGUAUGUCUUUCAUAAUCACUGCACCUGCAUUGUGCCUAGUAUGUGAUUAUGUAAAAUAGUAGAACAAAUGUCUGUUUAUAUAUAGGAUACAUGUAGGCUUUAUGUUUCAUGGAAUAUUAUGACAUAUUAUAAUUUGUUUCAUGUCUUUCCCUGCUAAAGGACAACCUGUGAUGAUCCCUCCUUAAAGGACCUACAGAAAGAGAUAGAUCCAAAACUCAAGUACAAUUGCAAGGCGGUUCCU
Molecule: messenger RNA, 10576 nt
Organism: Coregonus sp. 'balchen'
Lineage: Eukaryota; Metazoa; Chordata; Actinopteri; Salmoniformes; Salmonidae
Source: the annotation of a GenBank genome assembly